Rosa chinensis is the source of this 2466-nucleotide messenger RNA. RefSeq names its product crossover junction endonuclease EME1B. Gene Ontology annotation, cellular component: nucleus; Holliday junction resolvase complex. Gene Ontology annotation, biological process: DNA repair. Gene Ontology annotation, molecular function: DNA binding; nuclease activity. Bases 399 to 1745 code for a protein of 448 amino acids. The transcript is spliced from 13 exons. The record is from RefSeq and is a predicted model, not a curated record. NCBI's taxonomy places the organism in Eukaryota, Viridiplantae, Streptophyta, Magnoliopsida, Rosales, Rosaceae.
CCAUCCCGCGCUUAUUCAAAAGCCGAAGCCGAAGCCGCAGACGAAGAAGACCGAAUCCGAAUGUCAGAGCCAAUCAUCCUCUCAGACGAAGAAGACCACCACAAUGCCUCAUUCCCCCAUUUCCCUCUAAGAAACGCCGAACCCAAUUCGACCCGAGUCCGAAUCCGAAUCCAAAUCCUACGGUUCUCAUCCUCGACGACGACCCGACCCCGCAGAAACCCGUCCCCAAAUCCACGGCCUACUUGGUCCCGGACACCCCGAAUUCCGAUAUCGCAAUCGUGAAAUGCACAAGGGCUGCCCAGCACAAGUUAUCUGGCAUCAAUGGAUUGAUAUGUUUGGAAUCGGAUAAUGAGCCCGGAAGUAGUUGUGGAGGGGAAAAGAAGAAGGCAAAUGGAUCAAUGCUGGGUGGUUUUGGUCUGGCCAAGGUCUUGGAUUGGAGUCCGAGUUUUUUUGAGUCCUCAUCUGCACUUGAUUCAUGUUUUGGAACAGGACAUUCUGAGCUGGCGCGCACGCUUGAGGGCAGCUCUUCAAAUCCUACUUCUUUGCAGGAUGAUAUUGCCCAGGUACUUGAUUGUCCUGACGAUGAAAACAUAAUGGAUCAAAUGGGCAACAUUAUGAGACCAAGAAAAGAAUCUAUAGCUAUUACGGAAAAGGAAAAUAUUACAAAAGAAGUAGAGGGAAAAAAGAAGAUGACCAAAGAGGAAAGGACACGCUUGAUGGAAGAAAAGAAGCUAAAGAAGCUUGAAGAGAAGUUGCAAAGAGAAGCUCUGAAAGCUGAAGCUGCAGAGAUGAAAAAAUUACAGAAAGAAAAGCUAAGGUGGGAAAAAGGGAAGUUUGCACUUAAAUCCAUCGUGGCUGAGAUUGAUUCUAAAGUAAUUGAAUCCGGAUCAAUUGGAGGAAGUCUGCUUACAAGGUUUGCCGAAAGGGGGUUAGCAUACCGUAUAACAUCAAAUCCAAUUGAAAGAUCAAUUGUCUGGACCAUGACUGUUCCAGAACAUAUUUCACAGCUUUCUCCUGGAGGAGUGGAGAUUCAAUAUAUAUUGAUUGUUUAUGAGGCUGAAGAUUUUUGUAAACUCAUCAUCAACGAAUCUCUUCCGGGACUUGUCUUGAGAGUUCAAAAUCAUUAUCCAUCAUAUACAGUGUGUUACCUCACAAAUAAGUUGAUUGCAUAUGUUAGGAAAAGGGAAGGACAAUUGUACAAUGGCCGGGGCCGUGAGGGACACCCUAGUGUUGACAAGGUUGAAAAGGUGUUGGCAAAUUUGACCACUAGCUUUUCCAAAGUACAUUCCAGGCAGUGCAAAGAUGAGGCUGAACUUGCUGAACAUGUUGUUGGUUUAACAUGUAGCCUGUCAUCCUGCCUUUUCAGGAAGAAGUUAACUAGACUUGAUGUAAAUGCUAAUGGAUCCUUUAUCACGAAGGACUGCAUUGACCGGCAUUUGAUAAAAAAGAGCUCAUGGUUAAAGGCUUUGGUAGCUAUCCCGAAGGUGCAGCCACGAUUUGCUAUUGCCAUAGGCAAGAAGUAUCCUACCUUGAAGUCUCUGUUGAGUGUUUACAUGGACCCAAAUAUAUCAGUACAUGAAAAGGAAUUUCUGCUCAAGGACUUGACAACAGAAGGUUUACUCGGUGGUGAUAGAAGAUUAGGUGAGGUGUGUUCCAAGAGAGUGUACAGAAUACUCAUGGCACAAAGUGGCUGCACCAAGACCGAUGAUGUUGAGGAUGGUGCAGAUUUUUUCAGGGUCAAUUGACUUAAUUGCUCCUCAAAUUUCUAUAUUACUCUUACUUGUAUGGACAAAAGCAGAAUCCGGUCAUUUUCUUUCCGCAAUUGGCUUCCACCGAACUGAUGUACAUGUGUUGAGGUCUGGUUAGCGCUAGGCUGUUCCAGACAGAAUCUACAAAGGCAAUGAGAAGCUGUGCUUUGAACAAUGAAGUGGGAAGCUGUCCUUUCAAAUUUUAUUGAUGUAAUUAUGAUUUCACUGAUGUGUAAUGUAAAUCAAGUUCUUGGCUAUAGUUGUAUAGUGCAACCUAACUUCAGAUAAGGUUAGAGUUGCUGGUUUAGGUUAGGAGAAAUAAGCUUGUUAAGCUUGCAGCUUCUAUAGUGAUGUGCGGAGAAGUUUAAGGUCGGCUUGCUUGUCAUAGUUACAUGACAUCUAGUUUGAGCUAGUUUAGAGUGAAAAUUUGUUGGCAAACUUUAAUUGCAAAGUUGUGGAAGUCGGAAGGAUUGGCAUGUUGACCUGAGUCCUGACCAUUUGCAAGAAUAUUUUCAAAGGUUGUGUUUUUGCUGAAUCAUGGAAAACAUAAGAACACGAACACGAUGCAGGGCAUAGCAUAAAUGAGGCCGCUGAUCAUUUCAUAAAACAUAUAUGCUUGACCUUUCUCAAGUUGUAAGCAGAAAAGUUUCUUUUUUCUUCUUUCCUUAAAAGGAAGUUUCACACAAUGCCCUUCUAGUAGGGAUAUUUUUUUCGUCCA